AUGACCGACUCGAUGAAUCUUAUUUCGGCGCAGAUAUCGUUCCUGACACAGGAACCACACCUUGCUCUCAUUCACAUUCCCAUCGAGCUGUACGCACUUUGUUUACAGCCGAUCUUGCGCCUAUUAUUUGGCGAAGAUCACGAUGACGACGCAGCAAAGAUCUCGUGGACAAAUCGGCACGACUUCCUUAACAUUUCAAUCACUCCUAUCGAGUGUUCCAUCAUUUGCUCGAGAUAUCUUGCGGACCGCUAUGUGCGGCCCCUUGCUGAUCUCCUGAACAAUCUGUACGCGAGCGGAAAGGGAAAAGGCAAGACGGAAAUUCAGAUCACCUCCGAAGACUAUAUUGUCGUCCAAGUAGACGGCCAAGGACUCGAUGCUGGCCAAAGGGUAUUAGAGCUCACUUCUCCGCUUGCAAUGGCUGGAAUAAGCAUUUUCUUCAUCACGACCUAUUUCUCCGAUUACAUUCUCGUCCCAUUUCGAUCACAACGGACCGUUACCAAAGCUCUCCAACAACGAGGCUUCGUCUUCUCCAAGACUGUCGAUGCAUUUGUGUCACAGCUUUCGCCGUCGUCGCCGACAUUACCACAUAGGCCUGCUACAUCUCCGACUUGCCACGAGAGCUCGGUUCCUACUACACCGCCGGCCAAGGACAUUCCUGAACUUCAAAUCCGGACCUUCACGAAGCUGAAGCGGAACAAUGUGAGCCCAGCGGUGGACGGCAACAUCCUGCUAGCAAACUGUGCUGGAAGCAGGGAGUAUAACCAAGCGACCGAGGAACGGUUAAAGAACGAUCUUCUUCAAGUCUUACUCGCCACGGCGGCGCCAGGGAGCGGCGCAGCAGCGAGGUCAGGCGUCGGACUUGGGGUGCCUCCUCCGACACCGGAACUGGAUUUUGGCGCAAAGUUUCUGUCUCUUACCAUUACCUCGGGCGAGCCGAUAGCCGUGCUUCUCGAACAUCGGUUAAUUGAUCGCCUCGGCGGUUCCUUGUUAGGUGCGAAGUCAGAAGACGAUGCGCUGCUGCCGAUAACGCUUGACCUGCGCGAGCUUCCUCUCGAGGCUACCGGCAUUGUUUGUGGGGUGGCGGGCCGGCUGGCACAAGGCGAUACGGAUCCUACAGAGCUGAGCCCGAGUCCUGGGUCUACAGGCUCGGGAGAUCCCAUUGAGAUUUCAUUCUUGAGCACGGCGAGGGCAGGGACGGUCAUUGUGAGAGCCAAUCAGCUGGAGAAGGCGCUCGCGGCGUUGGAAUACGGAAUGAAGCGAGUCGGUGACGCAGAGACGUGA
Messenger RNA from Cladophialophora yegresii CBS 114405, 1281 nucleotides. RefSeq lists its product as uncharacterized. Gene Ontology annotation, biological process: regulation of intracellular signal transduction; cellular response to L-arginine. The transcript is spliced from 3 exons. The record is from RefSeq and is a predicted model, not a curated record. Lineage: Eukaryota; Fungi; Ascomycota; Eurotiomycetes; Chaetothyriales; Herpotrichiellaceae. Gene Ontology annotation, cellular component: cytosol. Bases 1 to 1281 code for a protein of 426 amino acids.